Messenger RNA from Hyaloscypha bicolor E, 462 nucleotides. RefSeq lists its product as uncharacterized. NCBI's taxonomy places the organism in Eukaryota, Fungi, Ascomycota, Leotiomycetes, Helotiales, Hyaloscyphaceae. The record is from RefSeq and is a predicted model, not a curated record. Bases 1 to 462 code for a protein of 153 amino acids. The transcript has 3 exons. Gene Ontology annotation, biological process: fungal-type cell wall organization. Gene Ontology annotation, molecular function: structural constituent of cell wall. Gene Ontology annotation, cellular component: fungal-type cell wall.
AUGCAAUUCACAUCCAUUACCGCUAUUGCCGCUCUCGCAACCACUAUUGCCGCAUUGUCCGCCAACUCCAGCAGUGUUUCUAUUGACUACGUUACUGAGGUCUUCACUGCCUACAGUACCUACUGCCCAGCUUCCACUGAGCUCACCUUUAAUGGCGUUACCUACACCGUUACUAAGAGCUCCACAUUAACCAUUACCAACUGUCCUUGUACUAUUAUCAAGCCAGUGACCAGCUUAAGCAUAAUGUAUUGCAAUACCUAUGCCCCAGCCGUCGCCCCAGUUGUGUACUCCAACGCAACAACCACUCCCAAAGCCGCCAGCGUUAGCUCUACCUCCGCCAAGGUCCCCGUUGCUACGAGCUCAACCCCGUCCCCAAUCACUACUUCUGGUGGCAAUAAGCUCUUCGCUAUGUCUACUGUAAGCUUUGCGAGUCUCUUGGGUCUCGUUACUUACCUCUUGUAA